Molecule: messenger RNA, 2567 nt
Organism: Vitrella brassicaformis
Lineage: Eukaryota; Vitrellaceae
Source: the annotation of a GenBank genome assembly
CGGAAAGAAAAGAAAAUCAUGCACUCUGCCUCGAGCUCCAUAGGUCUCCUCGUGUGUCGCAAACAGGCCAACGUCGCAUCACAUCACAUCACAUCCACACACACACACACACUUAAACAAACACACACACAAACGCCAGGCUUCACAUGGACGAGACACACACAGGUCGUUAAGACCAUCACCUACGCCAAAAACAACAAGUGUGGCUAUCUAUCAGACAGCCGCUCACCCCCUCUUGUCAGCGAUCUCCUCGAGUAUGCGACAGACGACCUCCAAACACGGCUGCACCGUGGAUAUCUGCACCCUCUCGUCGGGCGAGUGGGCACCAGUGAUGGUGGGGCCAAACGACACCAUAUCCAUCCCUGACACAGACAGCCACACACACAUCCACCCAACACACGACACACACGUGUAUGGACGCGUUGAACAAGGGGUGUUCCUCCUCUUCUUGCCUGGCAGCUUCUCGCCGAGCACGCCACACUCAAGGCCGGCAUGCAGUGCAACCACAUGAGGCUCGCGGCCCAACACAGACUGCACACACACACACACACACACACACACACAUGGCAAGGCAAGUCAGGUCAGGGCAUCACCCAGCGUGGCUGCUGUCCUUCCUUCUCUCUCCACAUACCUUCAUCUUGCUUUCUGUGAUCUUGAGCAGCUCGCUGGCGUUGUUUGGCGGCCAUCCGGGGUACAUUGGUGGCUGAUCGACCUCUAUGGCGCCAAACUGCCUGGCCAGCACCGCUAGGUCGUCUCUGAUGGCCUGGAGAGCGCACCCAUGAAACGACCGCGAAGAGCAGCCGAUCGUAUAGGCUGAAAGCACGGCCAAGCAAGGACGACAAUGACGUGCAUGGGGUGGCAAGAUCCUUAGCGAUUCACCUGAGUCAUCGGUCCUCUUGAUGGACGCCACGUUGUUACUGGUCUCAGGCACUCCAGCCACACUGUGAGAGGUCUUCUGCACACCGUGUGGCAGCACACGCAGCAGAUUGACCAGGGUGAAGGCAGACGAGCUCGAUAGACACGAAGACGGGUGGGCCUGCCCCCCACACACAAGCAGACGUCGUCAUUUCUGCCAGGAAUAGGGCUUGCUUGUUGGUUGUUUGCUCACCUCGGACGAUGGCGUCACCUCGAUCGUCAUGUCUGGCUCCAUCAGGCCAUACUCCUGCGUCAGAGCCGUCAUCGACGUCCGCACACUGGCAUCCACAGCCUCGCUGGACGAUGGACGAACGGCGAUCACGGCUGACGCCUCCCGUGCGAUUGCAUUCCUCUUGUCGCCGCCACCGAUGUCGACAGCCUUGACGCCAUGCAUGCUGAUCAAGGGGGCGAGGACUCUCGCCAGCAGCUUGACCGCAUUGCCUCGAUCCUCGUGGAUGUUGAUGCCUACAGGCACACAGACAGACACCGGCCCAUAUGCAGAUGGCGACAUUUGAAUGGCUUUGAAUCACCUGAGUGUCCUCCUUUCAGCCCGGCGAUCCGCAAAGUGCUGAUCUGCCAGUCGCCAUGCAGCCUCUCCAGCGUCACAGGCAUGACGAUUCGCGUGUCGCCGCCGCCAGCGCAGCCGACCGUGACCUCACCCCAUGAUUCAGAGUCGAGAUUCAGCAUGUACUUGCCCGUCAGAAUGGCCGGAUCCAAGUCACGCGCGCCAUUCAAACCUGAGACAGAUGUACACACACGACAAAGAUGCAUUAUACCGAUACUCUGGAUGAUGGGGACGGGUUGCACACACCUGUUUCCUCGUCCACGGUGAAGAGGCACUCGAGAGGCGGCAGUUUGGCGUCCGCAGGGGCAGCCAGAAGGGCCAAUGCCAUGGCGCACCCCACCCCGUUGUCAGCCCCAAGUGUCGUCCCAUCGGCUCCCAGCCAGUCGUCACUGCUCUUGACGAGCUUGAUCGGAUCAUUGAAGAAAUCGUGAUCACGAUCAGCAUUCUUCUCGGUCACCUGACGAGUGGAAGGAAAGAGCCAGCGCGUCCCCGUUGCGUGAGCCAUGAUGGUGGGUCUGUGUAUGGGGUUCACCAUGUCGACGUGGCCCUGGAUGACCACUGUGGGUGCGUUCUCGCCUCCCCCAGAUCCUGCCCGCCUGAUAACGACGUUGCCGGCCUUGUCCUGCACAAACGUCAGCUUGUGCUUCUCAGCAUAAGACUUCAAAAACUGCAGUAUGCGGCCUGAACAUGACCCACAAGCACCAAGCAUCACUCACCUCACUGCAGAUGUGUCCAGCUGUCUUUCUACCUUCAUGUUUGCUCGGUCUGGGUAUGUUUGCAAUGAUCUUGAAGUUCUUCCACACAGGCGUGGACUCCAGCAGACUCUCGAGCUCAAGGUUUGUCGCAGCAUGCCCAUUCAUCCUCACACGGGUCUGUGUGGCGAAAGGGACGCGUAAUCGCUGGCCGAGGAAUGCGGCUCGAGAAGAGCGCAGUGCGACGAACGCCAGGGGCAAGAGGAAGCAGCAGACGACAAACAGACAGACAGACAAUCUCGGAAGGAUGCAGCGUAAAGAUGAUACGAAGUGGAGAUCUGAGCGUCCACGCUUGGAAUUGUGCAUACGAGGCUGUAGGAAAAGGAAAAGGAAAA